UUGCUCCAUAGAUGGUUAAUCUUCAAGGCAUUAAAAUCAACUUGGUGACGUGUAAAGUAAACCUCGACAGAUUCCUUGUUUGACGGGGCUUUGCUGCACUCGUAAGGUACCGCGCUUCGCAAUCCUGCAAUCUUUCAAGGUCGGAUCACUGAAGGAUGUCAGAUACGGAGAAGGAGCUCCCAUCUGCGGCUUCUGGGGAAGCAGCUGACGCUGCUGAGCAGGUCCAACCGGAUGCUUCUAGUGCCGAUGCUGUCGUUGCAAGUGACGACGCAGCUGGGGCUCCUGCUGGAGAUGCAGCUGAACCAAAGCCCGAGGUUGCCACAGAUGGUAACGAUGCUGCUGCUGAUGCCAGCGCUGCCGCAGCCGCGGACGCGCCUGAGGGUGAAACCGAGGCCCCAGCCGCACCAGCUCCCCCAGCAGCUGAGGCCGAGCCUCAGGCGACACCCGAGCCUGCUCCUGCAGAGCCAGCGGUAGAAGCCGCAGCUGACGGGGGUGAGCCUGCACCCGCCCCCGCCCCCGCCCCCGAGAAGGCACCUGAUGCAGCCGAAGACCAGCAGCCAGCGCCAAGCGGUGACGAGACUGCCGCUGCUGCUCCGCCUGCUCCCGCUCCUGCACCCGAUGCUGCUGAUGCCGCUGACGACGAGUCCGCGGCUUCAGGCGCAGAAGACGAGCCUGCUGAGGCCGCGCCCAAAGCGGGCGAGGGAGGCGCUGAGGAGGCCGCUGCUGCUGCUGGUGCGGGGGGCGAGGGCGAGGCGGAGGCCAGCCACCACCCUGACGUGGUCACGGACAUCACCCUAAGCCCUGAGGCGCAUGCGGAGUUGGACGAGAUGGCGCAGCAGCAGGCGCGCGAGGUCAUCCGCUCCCGCCAGGGCAGCACCACCGGCGAGCUGGCCACCAAGCCCUCGGACGGCAAGCGCCGCUCCUCCGCCUCCAACGCCAGUGUGCGCUCCGCCGCCAGCGUGACGCAGCAGGAGCGGCAGGCGCCCGUGGAGUCGCUAGCCAACAUGGCCAUGCAGCCGCCCUCGCCAUCCAAGAUCAAGACGGGGCCGUGGCUCACGGGAACCUACCGCCUGCCCAAGUCGGGCAAGAUCAUCAGCGGCGAGGAGCUGUGUGACGCGCUGGAGCGCAUGACCAACGCCUACAUCGACAAGUACAGCCGCGACAAGGAGGGCAACACGCUGAAGGACCUCGUGCCGGGCGCUGUGACCGUCUUCAACUCCAAAAAGCUGUCGGCGGACGAGUACGACUCCAUGAUUGCGCGGCUGUACAAGCCCAAGGACCGCAACGUGCAGGACGCGGACCGCAUCCAGCUGGUCACGCUCAAGUUUGGGGAGGACGGACAGGAGCACUGGGCGCCGGUGAAGACGGUGAGCGCCGAGGGCCAGCAAGCGUACAUGUGCCAGCUCUACCAGCGCUGCCUGGAGAAUCGCAAGAAGACGCAAGAGGAGCUGGCAGCAAAGUACUUGAAGCCGCUGGGACAGCCCCGGAAGAAGUGAUUCCCUUGCCAUGACUUGUGCAUACCGUGGCCACAGGGAUUUGCCGUGUCUAGGGAAUUCUGUGGUGUACCGCGGCUUGACGCAGUUACCUUGGCAAUUGACGCGUACCGCGGCUCGUUAGGACUUCGUAGGAUUAUGGAAGGGUGCUGCUGUGGCAGCAGCGUGCAGUCUGACCACGGGUACAAUAGCACACCUUGGGCAUAGUUACAGCAGGUGUCAUACAUAGGUGGCGUGAACAUGGUGUGGGGCAGCCGUGGCAUCGAGGGUGGAGGGUUAUUGGCGGGGCCUCGGAUGGCAGUAAUGCGUGGUAUCCACCGCAAAAGCAGUGUGGUGCAUGCAACUUGGUUAUCAACUAGAGCCAUUGCGCUGCAAAAUACUACUUGUACUCAAGAUAUAUGCGCAUGCGAACAUGCAAAGAAGCUCGAAGCAAUAUGUAAGCAGGAAUGGCCGUACGGAAGAAGCCGUAUGCUUCGCCAUGCAUACAUGCAAAGCAGGUGCAACAGAGUAUCCUGCACCGCAUUACAGUAGCACGGCGCAGGUCCGGCACCUUUAGUGGUCUAGCCGCUGUCGCGGGUGUCCGUUUUCGUGCUCUUCCCAAAAUGUUGUCUAGGGCCCUGGUGCUUGCGGGGCGCGUUGUGUCUGCUGCUGCAUCACAGCAGUCUUCUAACGUGACGACGAAAGCAGUGCAGCCGCUGGCCUCGCUCCUUCAGCGAUGCAGCUUUGCGACCAACUCUACCGACAUUUUCAACAUCCAUAAAGACACUCCCGAGAACAAUGCCAGCAUGACCUUCGACUUUACAGAGGCCAACUACAAGGUUGUCAACGAUAUUAUUGCGCGGUACCCGCCUAACUACAAGUCGUCGGCCGUCAUUCCGGUGCUGGACAUUGCUCAGCAGCAGAACGGCGGAUGGCUAAGCCUUGCAGCUAUGAACCGCGUUGCGAAGCUGCUGGGCAUGCAGCCAAUCCGCGUCUACGAGGUGGCGACCUUCUACACCAUGUUCAACCGCACUAAGAUGGGCAAGUACCACGUGAUGAUCUGCGGCACCACGCCCUGCAGGCUGCAGGGCUCGCAGGGCAUUGAGGAGGCGGUGACGAAGCACCUGGGCGUCCACAUAGGCCAGACCACGCCCGACGGCAUGUUCACGCUGGGCGAGAUGGAGUGCAUGGGCGCCUGCGUCAACGCGCCCAUGGUGGCCAUUGCGGAUUACACCAAGGGCGUGGAGGGCUUCUCGUACAUCUACUACGAGGACCUGACCCCCUCGGACAUGAUCAGCAUCCUGGAGACCCUCAAGAAGGGCGGCAAGCCCAAGCCCGGCUCUCAGCACCGCGCCACGGCGGAGCCCGCUGGCACCGUGGUGGGUGACAAGUGGGUGCCCAAGGACGGCCAGAACACCCUCACCGGCAAGCCAAACGGGCCCUUCUGCCGCGAUCUCAACGCCUGCUAAGCGCGCGGCGCAGGCAAACGGAGCUUAAUGCUGGGAUGAUGGUGUGGUGGGCGGGAGAGGAGGAUUAGCAGCAGCAUAGAGAGCAGCAGCGUUGCAGGGCUGAUACUGCCGGUGGCGGUAUUUUGGGGAAGGGAGGUUGCAGAGGGGAUGUGCGCGCGAAUGUGGGUGUCUCUGGUGUAAGGAUAGGGUUUACCAGCACGUGGGUUGCUGCCGGACGGUCAUUUGGAAUGCUUGCGUGAUGCAGAUGAACUUGGAUGCCCGAGGUGUAAACGAAAGUGGUUAA
Astrephomene gubernaculifera is the source of this 3224-nucleotide messenger RNA. NCBI's taxonomy places the organism in Eukaryota, Viridiplantae, Chlorophyta, Chlorophyceae, Chlamydomonadales, Astrephomenaceae. The record is from the annotation of a GenBank genome assembly.